This is a messenger RNA of Zea mays, 529 nucleotides long. RefSeq lists its product as uncharacterized. The record is from RefSeq and is a predicted model, not a curated record. NCBI's taxonomy places the organism in Eukaryota, Viridiplantae, Streptophyta, Magnoliopsida, Poales, Poaceae. Bases 1 to 300 code for a protein of 99 amino acids. The transcript is spliced from 2 exons.
AUGGAACCAUUAUUAAUCAACUCAUAUUCGACAAAGUAUACAUUAGAUAGUUUAGGUUUGAUAAUGGAUCCAAAAUAUGUUAGCCUAUGCAUCUUCGUAUUACUUGUAUUGCAUGGAGAUACUACUUUGGCAGAAACUUGCAGGGAGUUUGCUAAAUGGCAUCCAUUCUGCUUUAGUGCAAUGUGCAAGGCAAAUUGUUUUAUAGAAGGAAAAAGCUCCGAUGGUUCCUAUGCAAAGGGAUAUAGAUGUGAUUCACAUGGAUUUCAUUCUAUGUGUAUUUGCCUUUUGUGUAAAAGUUAGUUAUCUUAAGACAAGCGGGGAUAUAUUCUAUGUUCAUAUCCGUCAUUUAGGGUGUUGUUCAAAUAAUUUUAUGGGAUAAUAAUUAACUAGUUUGUUUACUUCUAGAUAUAUGUAAUACUACUUAAAUAAUCCUUAUUUCUUUAAUUUCUUAGCUCUAUAGCUAGAAACAUGUUUUUAGUUGCCAACCACUUUAGUAAUAUAUGUUUCUUCUCCUUUAUUAUAAACCUCA